Messenger RNA from Acanthopagrus latus (yellowfin seabream), 2638 nucleotides. It is a transcript of the gene prkar2ab, whose product is annotated as protein kinase, cAMP-dependent, regulatory, type II, alpha, B. The transcript has 11 exons. Bases 427 to 1650 code for a protein of 407 amino acids. Gene Ontology annotation, molecular function: cAMP-dependent protein kinase regulator activity. Gene Ontology annotation, biological process: regulation of protein phosphorylation. Lineage: Eukaryota; Metazoa; Chordata; Actinopteri; Spariformes; Sparidae. Gene Ontology annotation, cellular component: cAMP-dependent protein kinase complex. The record is from RefSeq and is a predicted model, not a curated record.
GUGAGUUACUUUUUUGAGCUAGUUUUAUAGUUUGCAUUUAAAAACAUAGGCCUCCUGUCCCUGCAGCUGUCUGUCUGACACCAGGCCUCUGUCUCUCACUCACAGUGUUGUUGCUUUGCCAAAUCAUCAAGUUCUGAGGCGCAAUCCAUCAGACGGCCUUUAAUUACAUCUGAUGUGAAAAGUCCUGGUCAAUACUUUCCAACAGGCCAUGCUAAAUAAAGAAAUCAAUAAGCUGCUGGAUGUUGGCGAGAGUGGGACAAGAGGAGGAGGAGUCAGGGUGCUCCUGCGAUGACGGUCAGAACAAUGUUCAACAAAUCUAUGGGACGAGCCGGUGCUGAGAUUUGACAUUUGAAAAUCUAAAUGUCCGAUAUUUAGUUACUUGUGAACUAUCAGACUGCAACCCGUGACCUUUGAACCUGUUGCAGGAUGAGUGCUAUUGAGAUACCGGCUGGUUUGAAGGAACUGCUGCAGGGAUACACGGUGGAGGUGCUUCGCUGCAGGCCGCCAAACUUGGUCGAGUUUGCAGUGCAGCAUUUUACACAAAUUCUGGAGGGCCAGAGAAAUGAUCAGAGAGUGAAGAAGCACAGCGCCAAACCUGCGCGGAGAGGAGUGACCUUUGAGACCAAGACAAAUGAGGUCAACAAGGACGAGGACGAGGAGGAAGAAGACACAGUUAAGUCCACCACCGGUAAAUACAACCGCAGGGUUUCAGUUUGUGCAGAGGCGUACGACCCCGAUGAUGACGAGGACGAUGACGCGGAGCCUCGGGUCGUGUAUCCAAAAACAGACGAGCAGCGUCGCAGACUUCAGGACGCCUGCAGAGACAUUUUACUGUUUAAAACUCUGGAGCAGGAGCAGUUCUCUGAGGUUUUGGACGGCAUGUUCGAGGUGUUGGUCAAACCGCAGGAACACAUCAUAGACCAAGGAGACGAUGGAGACAAUUUCUAUGUGAUAGAGAAGGGCGUGUAUGAUAUUUUAGUGGAGAAGGACGGAGCGAGUGUGUGCGUUGGGAAGUACGACAACAAGGGAAGUUUUGGCGAGCUGGCUCUCAUGUACAACACGCCGCGAGCUGCCACAAUCGUUGCAACACAGGAGGGCGCCCUGUGGGGCCUGGAUCGAGCCACAUUUCACAGGCUGAUUGUUAAAAAUAACGCAAAGAAGAGGAGGAUGUAUGAGGCCUUCAUCGAGUGUGUUCCUCUCCUGAAGUCACUUGAGGUCUCUGAGAGGAUGAAGAUUGUAGAUGUCUUGGGAGCCCGAGUGUUCAAAGAUGGAGAUUGCAUCAUAACACAGGGGGAGGAGGCUGACUGCUUCUACAUCGUGGAAUCAGGAGAGGUGAAGAUAAUGAUAAAAAGCAAUAUGAAGGCGGGCCAGCAGGACAACACAGAGGUGGAGGUGGCUCGCUGCUCCAGAGGGCAGUACUUCGGGGAGCUGGCUCUGGUCACCAACAAACCUCGUGCCGCGUCAGUUUAUGCUGUGGGAGAAACCAAAUGUUUAGUAAUUGACAUCCAGGCUUUCGAGCGGUUGCUGGGACCCUGUAUGGACAUCAUGAAGAGGAACAUUUCCCAGUAUGAAGACCAGCGGGCGGCUCUGUUUGGCUCCAACGAAUGUCCAACCUCAUACCAGGAAAAAGUACAAUGGAGCCCCACUUGAAUUCAGGAUCCUAACUUGUUUACUUGGAGCAGAUCAAUCUACCCCGACUUCAUGAGAGGGCAGUUGUCUGAUGUCUCAUAACAAUGGCGGCACCCAUGGGAACAGGGUAGGGUGUAUUUGUAGCUUACAGUAUUUGUAUUAGGCAAGUAAAUUAAGGGUUAAGAUACGUUUCCGUGAGUAAAAGCUCCUGAGGCUGCAGCGCUGAGGGUUCAAUUGUGUGUAAACGUGCCAAAUGGACAAUUUUCUUGACAUUAGCCAAGUUUUGUUAACCUUUGGCAUUGUGCACAAGGAAUGCUGGGAGAUCAGAGGUUGGAAAUUUAAUUCAGGACAAUUGGACCUCCAAUGCUGACUGGAACGCAGCAUGUCACCAUAACCCCACAUUUUUACAUUUUUGUUUUACCGACUCAGUUGGCAUUUCUUGAGAAAAUAUAGCUGAUUUCACGCAGACCCCUCAGGAGCCACAAAAGGCUAUUUACAACACGUAUGCAGAGUCCUUCCUGAGACCUGUUGAAGACACAGAUGGGUAAAAUCAGUAGUUUCAAAAAUGUUAAAAUUACACUUUAUGAUCAAGGUUUCAUGAGGACACGCUUCAGCACCGUCAAACUAAAAUACAGUGGAACCAAUAUAUACCAUAUAUGAACAUUUGUUAUGCAGCUGAGAUGUUAAUUCUUUCGCAACUUUAGCUUCCAAAUUAUAUGCAGAAUGUUUUAUAAUUGUUGUUCACAUACACACAAUUCAUGUUAAUGUGGUCAAUAACUUAAUACAAAGUGCCAAUUUCCAUUUGCACUCAAACUUUUAACAAACCUUCUGUUGUUUGUGUAAACCUUUGUUUUAAAGCAUGAAGUGGGUGUAACUUUGUUUUAAAUGGCAUGACUUGAGUGUUGAUGUUAGUGAAAUCUCACAUUACAUGAAGAGCUUGUUAAAAAGGAACAUUCUACCAGAUAGAACACCACAUAAAAAAAUAAAGGAUUAUAUCUUAAAUAUUCAA